Acipenser ruthenus (sterlet) is the source of this 752-nucleotide messenger RNA. Its product is annotated as nucleoside diphosphate kinase A 2. Gene Ontology annotation, biological process: CTP biosynthetic process; regulation of apoptotic process; GTP biosynthetic process. Gene Ontology annotation, molecular function: nucleoside diphosphate kinase activity. The coding region runs from base 94 to 615 and encodes 173 amino acids. NCBI's taxonomy places the organism in Eukaryota, Metazoa, Chordata, Actinopteri, Acipenseriformes, Acipenseridae. The record is from RefSeq and is a predicted model, not a curated record. The transcript is spliced from 5 exons.
CUGGAUGAUGCCGGCAAUAUCGUGCUUAAUUUGAAAAUAACUGUGCGGAAGAAAGCAAAAUUCAGGGCAGGAAACCAGUUGUUCUGAUGCAGAAUGGGGAUAGGAGCAAUGUUAAAGUUUCCAUGUCCAAAUGAAGCACGCAAUAACAUCAUAAUGGCCGGAAACCAAGAACGUACCUUCAUUGCAAUCAAGCCAGAUGGCGUCCAGAGGGGACUAAUGGGUGAAAUCAUCAAACGUUUUGAGCAGAAAGGAUUCAGACUGGUUGCAAUGAAGUUCCAGCAAGCUCCAGAAGAACUGUUGAAACAGCACUACAUUGACCUGAAAGACCGACCAUUUUACAGUGGCCUUGUAAAAUACAUGGGCUCCGGACCAGUGCUGGCUAUGGUUUGGGAAGGUCUUAAUGUGGUGAAGACUGGCAGAGUAAUGCUUGGCGAGACCAAUCCAGCAGACUCAAAGCCUGGCACCAUCCGUGGUGACUUCUGCAUCCAGGUUGGCAGAAACAUAAUUCAUGGCAGCGAUGCUGUGGCCAGUGCUGAGAAGGAAAUUGAGCUGUGGUUCAAGCCCGAGGAGCUGGUGGACUACAAGAGCUGCGCUGAGAGCUGGAUCUAUGAGUAAACUAUCCUGGCCCUCGACUUUUAUGGUUGUCCUGUCAUUGUGGUGAAUGUAGUAGACCUGGAAAGAACAUUUUUCUGUUGUCAGUUUCCUGAAAGCAGAGCACUUAAUAAUAAAUCAAAGUCUGUGUUGAACAUUUA